Acanthocheilonema viteae is the source of this 777-nucleotide messenger RNA. The record is from the annotation of a GenBank genome assembly. NCBI's taxonomy places the organism in Eukaryota, Metazoa, Nematoda, Chromadorea, Rhabditida, Onchocercidae.
AUGGGCAUUAUGAAUGAAUUGGAUAUGGGCUCCUCUCUCGGUGAAGAAAUGAAAGCUUUUAAGAAGAAACUGGCCGAAGUUCGUGCCUCACCGCCAUGGAUGAGACCGGUGAUGAAGAGAGCAUCAGAAUGGAAUCCCUACUCAUUUGAAGGAGGGAGUACAGCAGCAAUUGCUGGCGAUAAUUUUGCGAUCGUGGCAAGUGAUACGCGCAUGUCACAAUUUGAAGUCAACAUUUUGACUCGAGAUGCUGAAAAGAUCCAUGUCUUGAAUGAUUCAAUUGUACUUUCAUGUGCCGGAUUUUACGGCGAUGUUCUGCAACUGAAGCGAUUGUUAGAGGCUCGCCUACACAAAUAUCGGUUCGAUUAUCGUGGAGAUAUGACCGUAGAUUUAUGUGCUGAGUUACUCUCACGAAAUUUAUAUUACCGACGUUUUUUUCCGUAUUACACUGGUGCAAUAUUAGCCGGCAUUGAUGAGAACGGCAAAGGAGCUGUGUUUAGCUAUGAUCCCGUAGGGUGCAUUGAACGCAUAGCGUAUACUGCUUCCGGUAGUGCUGAACCAAUGAUUAUGCCGUUCUUCGAUUGUCAGAUUGGUUUGGUGACAAUGUCGGAUAAUGUGGAGAAGCCGAGCUUGACGAUUGAGCGAGCCACUUCACUUAUAAAAGAUGCUUUUCGUGUAGCAGCAGAACGUGAAGUAAGCACGGGAGAUAAGAUACACUUAGUGAUUGCGGAAGCAGGCAAACCAAUUCGCAAGAUGCAUUUACCUCUUCGCGAAGAUUAA